Molecule: messenger RNA, 1581 nt
Organism: Saxophila tyrrhenica
Lineage: Eukaryota; Fungi; Ascomycota; Dothideomycetes; Mycosphaerellales; Extremaceae
Exons: 6
Coding region: 1-1581 (526 amino acids)
Biological process (GO): carbohydrate transport; transmembrane transport
Cellular component (GO): membrane
Molecular function (GO): carbohydrate:proton symporter activity
Source: RefSeq, a predicted model, not a curated record
AUGCAUUUUCUUGCCAUCAUAUCGACUAUAGGUGGCAUGUUGUUUGGCUUUGACAUUUCUUCGAUCUCUGCCAUCAUCAUCACGGAUCAAUACGUCGGUUACUUCCACAAUCCGUCCGGACUAUGGCAGGGAGGCAUUGGAGCUGCUUUGGCAGGAGGGUCGAUCGUUGGAGCGAGCUGUUCUGGUUUUAUAUCAGAUAAAUUCGGGCGUCGGGACUCCAUUGCUUUCGCCUGCCUCUGGUGGCUAGCCGGCACAGCAGUCCAAGUCGCCACCACCUCCCGCGCCGAACUCAUCGUCGGUCGCGUCCUCAACGGCGUCUGCGUCGGCAUCACCUCCUCUCAAGUCCCCGUCUACCUCGCCGAGAUCGCGAAGAAAGACAAGCGCGGUUCGAUCAUUGUGAUCCAACAGCUUGCGAUUGAAAUCGGGAUCCUGGUGAUGUAUUUCAUCGGGUACGGAUGCAGCUUCAUUCCUGGACCUACGGCGAGUUUCCGGACGGCAUGGGGGAUCCAGUUCAUUCCGUGCUUUGUCUUGCUCGUUGGUCUACCGUUCUUGCCGCGGUCGCCGAGAUGGUUGGCCAAGGUUGGGCGGACUGAGGAGGCUGUGACCGUAUUGGCGAACAUCCAGGCUGGCGGGGACAAGACGGAUCCACUGGUUGUUGCUGAGUGGGAAGAGAUCACCACGGUCCUUGCUGCUGAGAGGGAGGCGCUCCCGGGCUGGCAGAAGUUUGUCAAGAAUGGCAUGUGGCGGAGGACUUUUGCCGGGUUCUCGGUGCAGGCCUGGCAGCAGCUGUCGGGUGCUAAUGUCAUGACUUACUAUCUGACCUACAUCUUCUACAUGGCGAACUUGAGCGGAAACGUCACUUUGAUCUCUGCGGGCAUUCAAUAUGCCUUGUUUAUCAUAUUCACAUCUCUGACAUACCUGUUCAUCGACAAGACCGGGCGGAGGCCCCUGCUCAUCGCCGGAGCCAUCGGUAUGGCGGUCUGCCACUAUGUGAUCGGUGGCAGUCUCGGAAUGUACGGCAAAUAUGUCCCCGAAGGAGUGCACGGAAACGACAACGUCAGGAUCAGAGUUACUGGCUCGCCUGCGUACACCGUCAUUGCCUUCUCAUACCUUUUGAUCAUCGUUUAUGCUCUGACGUUGGCGCCUGUCUGUUGGGUGUACGCGGCUGAAGUGUGGUCGCUUGAGACUCGCGGUAAGGGGAUGGGCAUCGCCGCCACCGGCAACUGGCUGUUCAACUUCGCCCUCGGCCUCUUCGUCCCACCGGCCUUCAGGAACAUCACCUGGAAGACCUUCAUCGUCUUCGGCACCCUCUGCCUUGGCGCCGCCAUCCAGUUCUUCUUCUCGUACCCAGAGACCGGGCGGAAGACGCUCGAGGAGAUUGAAGUCUUGUUCCGGUCUGGUGGUCCGAAGCCUUGGAAGACGACGAUGGGAGAGUCGUCGCUCGAUGAGCGGACGGCGAGUGUCGUCGCUGAGAGGAGGCAGGAGAGUCUGGCGGAGGAGGGCAAGGCGCAGAUGGUGAGGGAGGAUGGGACGGUGGAGACGGUGGAGAAGGGGGGUAGUGAUGAGAAGUUGUCUGUGUAG